AUGGACGACUACGACGUCGUACAGCAGAUUGGACGCGGCUCGUAUGGACGUGUUUUUUUAGUGAAAUGUACAACGACGCAACGUAGGUACGCGCUAAAAUGUCACAUAAACGCAGCCGACGCUAGCGUUUCACAAUGUGCGAUCAGAGAACUUUCAUGUUUGAAAGCGCUACAAGGACACCCUAAUAUAAUUGAAAUCGAAAAGUGUUUUAUGUACGAGAACGAAAUAGCGACACUAAUGCCCUACUGUCCUCUUACAUUACAUCGAGUGCUAUUCCGAUAUCCGCGCGUCCCGUUACCGCUCGCGUUUGUGAGCCGAUUUUCCUGCGAGGUUGCAAACGCGCUUGCUUAUAUGCACGCGCGAAACAUAAUACACAGAGACCUUGUUCCUUCGAACGUAUUGCUUACAGACACGCUAAACGUGAAAGUUUCUGACAUGGGACUUUCGAGGUACGCUGUAGCACCGAUGAGUACAACGGUGGUCACAGAACCGUACAGGGCACCCGAGUUGUUUUACGACGGGGAUACGAUGAACUACACGUGUGCAAUUGAUAUGUGGAGUCUUGGGGUUAUGAUUGUGGACGCAACGGAAAUUACCAUGGUUUUCCUUCGUGGAAAAAGACCAUCGUCUGAGUCCACGUACACUAUCAUCAUGCGCACCUUCCAAACCAAGAACGAUGUACAACCGUGUUAUAAUAAGACGAUGCCCAAUGUGAUGGCAUGCGAACACACUACAAGAAUCGUUUUUAAACUCUUGCGGUUGCAACCAAGCGAGAGAUGGACGGCUCGCGAGCUGCUCGCAGACAAUGAGUGGAAAAGUCUGUCGAGUGUUUCUUUAGACGAUAUAAACACCAUCAGAGACCAUGUGAUGAACUAG
Messenger RNA from Nothobranchius furzeri (turquoise killifish), 876 nucleotides. RefSeq names its product cyclin-dependent kinase 1-like. Gene Ontology annotation, biological process: protein phosphorylation. NCBI's taxonomy places the organism in Eukaryota, Metazoa, Chordata, Actinopteri, Cyprinodontiformes, Nothobranchiidae. The record is from RefSeq and is a predicted model, not a curated record. Gene Ontology annotation, molecular function: protein serine/threonine kinase activity; ATP binding. Gene Ontology annotation, cellular component: nucleus.